AUGUCCGCUGCUUCUUCGCAUCACCCAUCUUCUGCCGCUGCGUACUCGGCGGCGUCGUCUCCAUCAUCGCCGUCCUCAUCGUCGUGCUACACCCCGACGUCAUCAUGCUCGGAUGACAGCGACUACAUCGAGACCCCCGUGCAAGCCCCAGGCACGCACAUUCCCGACCUCGCGGUUGACAAGGUGGAAGAAGACGAUAACCCCUUCGUGUUUAUGCACGUCCUAGACUCUCUCCGUUCACUUGAUGAUUAUCCCCAUAUCGGCGCCUUCGAACCUACACCCGCGCCCUUGUACUCGUAUUCGGACUUGGAAGUCGAAAUGGCCGACCCGAACGAGCUGAUCCACGUCGCAGUCGGCGUUCACGCUCCGCGGUACAAGUUCCGUGAGCUGCCCCUCCCUUCGUGCGGCGAUACCCCACCACCGCUGCUUGCACAUGGCGAAGCGGAGGUGGACGAGGAUGAGUGGUUCCCGAUGUACCACUCCAUGUGCGAGACGGCUACCGCGCGCACCGCAGCGAGGGCCGAGGUCGAUGAGGGUGAUGAUGAGUGGUUCCCUAUGUAUGGGUCGCCCCGCAAGGUCGCAACCGCGCGCGCCUGGUCGAACAAGCGUAAACGCGGAGAUGAUGCCGAGGAUACCGUCGAUCCAGAAGACUUCGGGCAUGAUGCAUCGCCGUCGUCCACGAAACGCGUCCGCAUCGAUGCACCUUCACCUCUGCUGGAUCUUCAGGGCAUCAUUGCGUGGGAACCGUACACCGCAGCGGUCGUUCGACCAGCCGAACUGGGGUUCGGACUGUUCGUUUCAUAA
This is a messenger RNA of Peniophora sp. CBMAI 1063, 804 nucleotides long. The record is from the annotation of a GenBank genome assembly. Lineage: Eukaryota; Fungi; Basidiomycota; Agaricomycetes; Russulales; Peniophoraceae.